This is a messenger RNA of Podarcis lilfordi (Lilford's wall lizard), 13143 nucleotides long. Lineage: Eukaryota; Metazoa; Chordata; Lepidosauria; Squamata; Lacertidae. The record is from the annotation of a GenBank genome assembly.
CUCCCGGCGCAAAGCAUUGUGGGCGCCGUAGUCCUGGCUCGGCUGAGGCCGGGCCUUUUCCCGCGCGCUCCUCCCGCGCUGGCUGAGGAGCCGGGAAAGAUGGCGCUGGAGGCUCGCGGGAUGGAGGAGGACGGGGAGAUCUCGGACUCCGACUGCGAAAUGCCCGCCUCCGCCAGGAGCCCCUCGCAGGUGAGGCCGCUGCCCGGCGGCGACCGCUUCUUUCCCCGUAGGCUCGGGUCCGCCUGGGCGGCGGAGGCCCAGAGCAGCCCCGCGCUCUCUUUCCUGAGGAAAAAGCCGCGGCGAAGCGAGCGAGGGGACGGCCCCGGCUUGCGGCCUUCCCCGCUGCGUUUCGCUUUUGCCUCCGCGGCGGCCAAGGGCAAGAGAUGCUGCUCCUCGCAAGCGUUCGCCGGAGCCCGUCAGCGGCGUUCGAAAUUCGCCAGGCGCAUUUUGCCCCGGGCUGCUGGCGGGAUGGCGCCUGACGUCACCACCAUCUGGAGGUGCCUGCCGGGGAGAUCCUGGGGUCUGGCCCGUUUUCCCAUGCGCAAGCGACGCCUAGAAACAGGAGAUGGGGAAGCUGGGAGGCCCAAACAGCACCUUAAACGGCACCCAUGAUCCCAACUAAUAGGACCAGUGGUCAGGGAUGAUGGGAAUUGUAGUCUAAUACAUCUGGAGGGCUGAAGUUUGGGGGUGCCUGCCUUAAGCCGAGGGUGCAACAACGUGUGCGGUGAAAUUUUCCAUGGAGGAGCAGUUGCGGGCCAGAGGUGCCAGGUUGUGAGGGGGGUGGGGCAACAUCAUGCAUGUGAUAUCCUGAUGUUGUGUAUGUGAGCCUCGCGCCUCCCUCCCUAAGCCGGUCAGGAGUUUCCCAGGCUUUGGGAAGGAGGUGCCAGGGCUCGGAUGGGAUGCUGGAGCCCUCCUGGCUCCUUCCGAAAGCCAGAUGGGCAUUGGGAAGGUGGCAGGACGGAUCUUGGAUUCAUCUGAGCCUCACGCCUCCCUCACCAAGCCGGACAGAACCACCUUGGGCUCAUUUCUCCUUGAUCCAGAUCUAGUUGUCUCUACUAGACCAGGAGUCUCCAAACUUUGGGGGCCUGCAUGAACAUUUGUAAAUCAGGGGAACUGCCAUGGGCUGCCGCCACACAAAUCUCCUGCAACCAAGCACACUCUGCAUCCUAUUCUGUUGGCAACAAUAUAAUGUUUCUUUCAGGCUUCAGCAGAAGCAGGGGAACCUGUGGUUGCCAGACUAGGCCUCUGUGGACACAUGUAUGGACGUCUGUUUUGGGGACACUUGGCACUAGACAGUGAUGGCUCUCUAACGAUAUAUGGAAGCAGACAUGGUCUUAAUUUCCCCCCCAGACCAAGCCUUCUUGAUUUGCUUACGGCAGUUUGUACUUGAAAGGAACAACUCUGUGUGUGGCUGUUUCGAGGGCCACAUUGACCUGGCUUUCUAACGUAAAACAAUGUUUGGUUUUCUAACUUAAAACAAUGUUUGGCUUUCUAACUUAAAACAAACUAUUAUAAUUAGUGUUUGUCUGCAUUAACUGUUCUUAACAAGAUUGCCACCAAAUUCUCCUUGUGUUUAGAGAUGUCCUAAAAGAGAUUUCAAACAGUGCGUUCAAACUACCUCUGUAUCAAAGUUUGGCUUGUAUAUUUAGGCCUGUGCUGCUUUUGUCUAUCAUUAGAUAGGAAAGAGAAUAAUGGUGUAAUGAAGUAGAGGCGACUCACUUUCCUGAAAGGUAUUCAACCAAAGCUUUCAGCAUACGCCAAAUUGGUCAGCUGACGUGUGUUUGGAACUAAAAUAAAUAGAAAUCUGCAUCAUUUAUUUUCCAAGCUUCUGGACUUGUCAGCUAGUUUCUGUAGAGCAAAUGAUACUCAUCAUUAUAUUACCAUCACCUCUGGUAUGGCUAAGUAAAAAAUGUGGUAGAACUCUUACGUAUUUUACAUAAAAUUAUCAAAACUAACAAGAUAAUGCUAUUUUUUGUGAAGAUCCACACUGUUUCAAAGCUCAGCAUAGAAAUAUUAUACAUCCAGUAGAAAUCAGUGAUACAUUUGAUAUUCCAUAGGCAUGUACUCAGUUUUUACAUGCUUUCAGCCUCAGAAAGGGGUGGAAGGAUUAUAGAAAUAGGCGUGUUUACUUAUGGAUGUAUACUUUAUGCCACAUGUGGGAGAUGGUGCUUAUAAAUCUGAGCUUAGUAUUUCUACAUUUCUGUCUAUGGGAAGUGGUCCUAGUACCUGGGGAUGGGCAGAGGCUGGAGGAGGACUGAUAACAUCUAUGCACUCAAAUUCAGACAGUGUAUUGCUGUGAAAUUUUUGGACCCAUGGCCAUUUCUUCCCACACCCAUUUGUGGAAACCAGCUGCUGCUGGGCUUUGUUGAAUUGAACCUCUACACACAAGCUGGGGUGUCAGGGUAUGGGUGUUUUCAGAUUGCACCACAAAGGCCAUACAUUCCUGCGCCAGAUGAUGUAGCUGACUACUGCCUGCACCUAGAGGGCUGUGCCCAAGCCCAACAAAGCUCAAUUGGCUGCACUUGAAAGACCUAUUACUUGAACCUUUUGUGAAUGUUAGCAAUUUUCCUUUCUCCCGCCAAAAUUUUGACCCGGUUCUGCUGUUGGCAGAGCUAACCCAGUGGAAAUGUGGUGCCAGACUUGCUGAGGACUGUUAAUACAAAGCAGACCUUGACUACAGUAGCUAAACUGAAAAUUCUUCCGCUUAGAAAGUCAGGUCAGUGUGGGCCUUUCAAAUAGCCACAUGCAUGUUUACACUUUGCAAGGGCAACUUGCUGUAAGCUGAUCAUAACACUGAUAGUUUUUGGGCUGGUGGCUAAAGUGGAGUCAGUGGUGUAUUAUUCUACCUCUCCUAGUCUUUCAUUCUGCUCUCCUCGUUAGAAAGCUAGCAUGUUUACAUGAAGGAAUAUUGUUGGACUGCAACUCUCAUCAGCCACAGUUAUUACCGUGAAUGAUCAGGUUGAUGGGAGCUGUAGUCUAACAACAUCUGGAGGGCCACAGGCUCCUCACCUAAUCGUUUAAAACUGCAAUGUGCUCACUUUGCUUGCUUUUUAUAUUUGUCUUUUUAGUCUCUAUGCAUGUAUCUAUGCUAGGUUUUUGUAAAACAACACUGGGUAAUGCUCUGUGAUAACAAAAAUGGGGUGCUUCUCUUGUUUGAGCUUUCAACAUUUCCCCUAAAAUCUGACUGUGACACUGAGGCCUUGAGUAGCAGUAGAACUCAAGAAUUUAGGCUCUGCUGAAAUGUGCUGGUCACACUAUCAGAUAUCCUUCAAACACAAGACAGUUAAAUAUUUCAUUAUGUGACCAAGAUAGUCUGAAAGCAGCCUUCUGUUGAAGUGAACCAAAUAAACAGCAAAUGUGCAAUAUAUGUAUAAAUCUCAUAGUAUAUCUAAUAGGUGAAAUAUUUAUAUGCUGUGUUUAUAUGUAAACCUUCCAGAUGAUACAUGGCAAUAGCUAAGUUUCUGAAGUUCCUCCAGGUGUCAGAAAGAGACAAGACGUACAUUCUUUACGUAAGACUGUAUUGUCAUUCAGGAAUCUGGACUGUGAAUUUUCAAUAGGGUGCAUCAAAACAGGUGUGUGUUUUUUAGAUAAAAGUAAAAUUAUUAAGCAUUUGAAAUUUGAUAAAACAAAAGCAGAAGUUGAGAGCAGCAUUUCACCAAGAGGAAAAUAGUUGGGACCCACAUAUCAGCACAGGGCACGGGCAAAGCCAGUAAGAGGGGUCAGGAGCCUCAUUGACCCCGGUAUUCUUCCCCCGUGACUCCACACAAAUCCUGUGCUUUUGUGCAAGCUGUCACAAAAAGAAAUAAGAGUUGCCAAGAAAGCAGCUAUGCAUACCCAUGCUAUGUGAUUGGGUGACAAGUGUGCCUUAAGGUAAAGGUAAAGGGACCCUUAGGUCUAGUCGUGACCGACUCUGGGGUUGCGGCGCUCAUCUCGCUUUAUUGGCCGAGGGAGCCGGCAUACAGCUUCCGGGUCAUGUGGCCAGCAUGACUAAGCCGCUUCUGGCGAACCAGAGCAGCGCACGGAAACGCCGUUUACCUUCCCGCCAGAGCGGUACUUAUUUAUCUACUUGCACUUUGAUGUGCUUUCGAACUGCUAGGUUGGCAGGAGCAGGGACCGAGCAACAGGAGCUCACCCCAUUGCGGGGAUUCGAACCGCCAACCUUCUGAUCGGCAAGCCCUAGGCUCUGUGGUUUAACCCACAGCGCCACCCGCGUUCCUUACAAGUGUGCCUACAGCAUAGGAAUAAUGCUUUCUGCACCAUACUCUAUGGCUAGGGUCAUGCCUUAUAUCUGGCCACAAGCAGGCUUGGGGUAGCCAACUUCUGCUGUGGAUGGAAGCAAGACUUGUUGUCUUACUAAUUUGAUCCUAGUUGCAAAUAAUAGUUUGUGGAAUCGAAAGCUUAACAUUCAAGAAAGUGAUUAUACUUUGUGUCCUUGCAUGUGUAGUCAGAGAGCUAAACAGAAAUUUGUUUCUUGUUAAGCAGAUAAGAUUCUGCAAUGCAUGCAGAGGGUAAGGUUCGCAUUACUGUAUGCUUCUGGGUUUUGUAAGACUCUAAAUAGUUUCCAGCCAAUUUGUUCUAAUCAUUGCAGCAAUCACUUGAUAUGCACACUUUCCCUGGAAAUGUAUUAAUUUCCCAUUUUAAAUCAGUUUUUUCAAUUGGCCCAUUUCCCCUCUGAUGAUUUAAACCAAUCCACUGCGGUUUUUAGCCUCCUUAGGUACUUGGAAGCUUGGUGGUGGGUGAAUUUAUUUGAGCUUCGAAGAGAAGGCCACAAAUCAGUGUGGUAUUUUAACCUUAAAGCUAUGUCAUGAAAAAAGUUAGAUUAAGGCCUAACUUGCCAAAGCCAAUUACAGGGCAGUCAAUGAACAUAUUUCUUUGAAUGAAAGUUCCAAUGAUUCAAAGGAGGAUUCCUUCCAAAUAAAAGUGCCUAGAAGUGUGCAAGAGCAGCAAAAAUGUUCUAACCCAGUGUGCGUGAGCCUUGUGUCCUCAGAUGUUGCUAGAUUGAGACAGUGAAUAGAGAAACAUUUCUCUCUUUCAUAGUACAGUGGUACCUCGGGAUGCGAACGGGAUCUGUUCCGGAGCCCCGUUCGCAUCCUGAAUGGAAUGUAAGAUGCAACGGCGCAUGCGCGGGUCGCGUUUUGCCACUUCCGCGCUUGUGCGUGACAUCAUUUUGAGCGUCUGCACAUGUGCGAGCGGUGAAACCCGGAAGUAAUGUGCUCUGUUAUUUCGGGGUUGCCGCGGAGCGCAACCCGAAAGCGCUCAACCCAAGGUAUGACUGUACUAGAACUCAUGGUCAUCCAAUGUAGCUGAAUGCAAGCAGAAUCAUGUGAAAUAAUGUAAUUCUUCAGGGCAUAUUUGAGCUAUGGAAAUCGCUCCCACAGGGUUCUGGUGCUAUCAGCUUAGAUAGUUUUAAAAAGAAGCUGAGACAAAAUUCAUGGAGGAGAAGACUAGCAAUGGCCACUAAACAGGAUGGCUGCGUUCUCUCUCUACUGUUGGAGGUAGUAUUGCGCCUGAACACCAGUAAACUGCAGUCCGGUAGAGUGCUCUUGUGCUCAGGUCCCGAUUGCCAGUUUCUGAAGAGCAUCCGUCUAUGAGAACAGGAGGCUGGAUUAGAUGGGCCACUGGCCUGAUCUAGCAGGGCUGUUCUCGUGCACUUGGAAUGGUACUCAGAAGUUUAUAACGUUUUAACUGACCAGUUGGAAAGGAGGGGGUGAAAGCUGAUUCUUUAUUCAAUACUGUAAGUCACUUUGAAAUUCAAUACCUGUUCCGUUCAAAUUGGAGUACCGUCGCUUAAAGGUUAAAGAGGUGUGUGAGAGAGAGAACUGGAACUGAGCUUUGCCUUGAAUCUUGAUCACAAUUUUCUAGCGAUUCAUUCUUAUUUGGCAUGCUGAUACACAUGAGAAGCUUGGAGAAAAUGAACAAGAAGCGGAGUGUCAGAGGCUCUAAAUUGAAUAUUGGCACCGCCCUGCUUCCAAUUUGCCUAUGGUCAGACUGAGAGGAGAGAGAUGGGCUCAGAUCCUAUGUCAGUGGGGACCUGGACAGAUGGGUGUUCUCCCCCUUUUUUUUACUCUCCUGAAAGACUGUGUAUCCUGUUUGAGGACCUCAAGCCUUUCCUGCUCUAGUGCCUGUCUUCUUGUGGAUAAUACAAUUUUAAAUCUUUGUUUUGAUUUUGGGGGUGCAAUGAGUUUUGUGUUUGCAUUUAUGUAGCUUUUGGUUUUUUGUUUCGUUUUAAACUUAUUUUAAUUUAUUGUAAGCUUCCCAGAGAAACAUGCUAUUGAGCAGCAUGCAAGUGUCAAAAGUAAAAUGAUGAGAGAGGAGGCUUAGUACACUCUAGUUUGCCUUGGGAAGUUUUGCACCCCAAAAAAUCCCCUAUAAGGUGGCAAAUUAGUGCACAAUAAAAUGUUUCUUUUUUAACAACGGCAGCAAACAUCCGUCUUUCUUUCUCUUUACAUUUCAGAAACAGCAUGAUAUCAACUCAGCCAGAUCUUUUCCAACUGGCAUUCCCCCCUGUGCACCAAGUGUCCCUUACCGCACAACCAAAAGUUUGGACUCCAGUGACGAGAGCUUCUCGGAUUCAGAUGAAGACAGCUGUCUGUGGAAGCGGAAGCGACAGAAAUGUUCUAAUCUUCCUCCUGCUAAACCAGAGCCUUUCAAUUUUGGCCCGAUCCCUCAGAAACAGAUUACUGUAGGGGGUAAAAAGAUCAACAACAUCUGGGGUGCAGUGCUUCAGGAGCAGAACCAAGAUGCAGUGGCCUCAGAACUUGGGAUUCUAGGGAUGGAGGGAAGCAUUGAUAGGAGCCGGGCAUCAGAGACUUACAAUUACUUGUUGGCGAAAAAGCUGAUGAAAGAAUCUGAGCCAGAAGUGGCUGAAUCUUUAGACAAAGAGUUAGAUGAAUAUAUGCAGGAUGACAAAAAGACAUUGCCAAAGGAGGAAGAGGAGGAGGAAAUUGGACAAGGCCUCUUGAAACGGAAACGGCCUGUUAAGGACAGAUUGGGUGAAAGACAAGAAAUGAAUUACAAAGGGAGGUAUGAAAUUACUGAGGAUGAUCCUGAGGAAAAAGUGGCAGAUGAAAUUGCCUACCGGUAAGAUUUUGAUCUUUUAAUACACCCUCAUCAGAAUUUCAAUAAAUGUCACCUUACGCAAUAACAAAACUUGAGGGACAUUGGGUGUUUAUUUUAUUUUUUAAAAAAUAACGGUACUAAAGAAAAGCUAUUACCGGGUGACCAACCCGCCAGUGCCAUGCUUUCAUUGGCUCAGGGAUCCCAGAUCCUUGAGAUUCCGUUUAAAAAGAAACCAAGUCUUUAGCAAAAUAUGCAGGUACCCUUGUAAGCAGUUUCUGUGACUGAGCCAGUCUGGCUGCUCCCACCUGCCAACGUUUUUAGUCAUUGUGUGAAAUCAGAGUUCUGAGGUUCCUGUUUCAAUUCAUGGUGACUGGACGGACAAAUGCUUUGGCUUCUACCUAAAACUGACUGAAUAAUUUGAUCUUGUGAGUAAAGUUGAACCUGGGAGCCUCUGCAUACUAAGCAUAUUCUACAGCCCUUCCCCAAAGCAGAACCCCAGUUCAUAAUGUUUAUUUGCAUGAAGUCUCCUAGUCGCCCAGAUAUUCAGUCAAAAUAUUACAGGUUUAUAUAGCCAUCCAAGAAUUACUCAGUACAACCCCACUGAUAAAAUCUAGCUGUUUAGACUCACCCUGAAAAUGUGUGCUAUUCACAUGAAUUGUGUGGCACCUCCGCUGCACAGCCAUAGAAUAUGCUUGAAAUAUAUCUUGAUUUACUUAGACACAACUAAAAAACCACUGUGAGAAGUUAGGAAUGCACGUUGGACCCAUUUUGGUACUAUCUCGUUUUCUCCUCUUUAGAUCAAAUCUGUGUCCUAGACAAUUGCAUGGGGUUGGUGAAAUUACCAGGGCGGUGGUUAACUGGAGAAAAGCAUGAAUUUAUAUCAAAAGAAACCAAAAGUAAUGUGAACAAACAGAAUUACAGUUUGUCUGUCAUGAUUAUUGAGUCUGUGCAUGUGUAAACGUUUUAAUGGCAUUAUCUUUUUAAUUCUGGUUUAUCGGCUGUGUGCUUCUGGUUUCCCACUGUGGCCUUGGACUGAUACAGUUGUAAAAUUUUGCGGUUUUGUACUUUGUCAGGAAGAGAACAUGAUGGUUCCCUGCCCCCCCCCCCUUUAGAAGAUACUUAUGAGGCCAACGGGUGCUGUGGACGAUGCAGUCUUUCUGUUUGCUUGGUUUGCAGUUGUUGCAGAGGGCACAGCUGUCCCAUGUGGAAUUUGGAGCAAAUUAGCCAUUGUGCCUCCUAUGCUUUUAGGCUCCAGAGAAUGAGACUUUAUAAAAUUAAAGUUUCAAGGUAAAAAGUUCCACUAGACCAUAUAAUUAUCAUUGGACCAUUCUUUACCCUCAUAAUUUGAUAGCUGGUAAUACUCAGUUAAAAUAGGUGUCUGUCUGUAAUUCCCAAUAACUGAAAACAUUCUUAAACCAUAUUCAAAGGACUAAAGAUAAUUUUGGGUUGCACUCCCACCUGCUUGGAAGGUUAUCCUUAGCGGGGAGUGUGUGUAAAAUUGGGGGAGUAAGUGAUGGUAAGCAGUAAGGUCAAGGGAAAUUAAAAGUAGAAAGUACAGGCUGACAAUUCAGUUUUUAAAAAUAUUACCAAUUCAGAUAUAUUCCACCCUUCCUCCCAAAACUCAACACAGCGAGCCUUCACUACAGCAAUGCUAGGCGAGUGUCAGAUAGUGCUAAGCUUGUAACAGUGGGUACAUUUGUUCAUAAUUAUGUUUUGCCAUUCAAGCAGGUUACAGAAUGCAAGGGUUUCCAGUUUUCAUAGAAUUUCCCUUCUCCUUUUAGGCUUUGUGAGCCAAAGAAGGAUCUGAUCGUACGGGUUGUGAAAAUCAUUGGGAAGAAAAAAUCUAUUGAACUACUGAUGGAAACAGCUGAAGUGGAACAAAAUGGAGGCCUUUUCAUAGUGGUAGGAAAUAAUUGCUUUUUCAGCCUACAUACUUAAUCUUUUAACAAAUAUAGAGCCCUGUUAAAAAAUUUUUUUUGACAUGAUCUUUGCUCCAAGGGUUCUGUGCACAACUUCUUAUAAAUAUUUUGAGUUUUUGAGGAACAGCAGCAAGUCCUAUUGAGUUGAACAGCGUAUAGGAUUGCAGCUGUUAUAUCUGUAGAAAGCUUUAAAAAGUUUUCUUUUUCCGUUAUGCAGAAUGGUACUAGAAGAAGAACACCAGGAGGAGUUUAUUUAAACUUGCUGAAAAACACACCUAGUGUAACUGGAGAACAAAUCAAGGUAAAUAACAUAAUAUAUGUAAACCAUUUAAAAACAGCACAUUUUUAGAUUACUUUGAAAAGCAAAUGUUAAAUGAGAAUGUUUAAAGUAUAUCUCUUCUUGCUGGCUUCUGAUUUCGAUUUAUACAUCUUCUAAAGUAGAAAAUGGACAGCCCGUUAAGCCAGCUGUUCUUUAAAGAUCACAUUUUUAAUAUUCUUAUUAAAAUUAUGCUUUCUGAGCAAAGUUCAAAGUGUUGGUGCAGACCUUUAAAGCCCUAAACAGUCUCCACCCCCAUUGUUCAUCACGGAUACUGAGGUCCAGCUCUAAGGGUCUUCUGCUGGUUCCCUCGUUGCAAGAGGUGAGGAGGUUACAGGGAACCAGGCAGAGGGCCUUCUCAGUAGUUGCGCCCGCCCUGUGGAUUGCCCUCCCAUCAAUAUGUUAAGGAAAUAAACAACUAUUUGACAUUUAGAAGAGACCUGAAGGCAGCCCUGUAUGGGGAAGUUUUUAAUGUUUGCUGUUAUGUUUUUAUAUGUGUUGGAAGCCGCCCAGAGUGGUUGGGGCAACCCACUCAGAUGGGCGGAAUAAUAAUAGUAAUAAUAAUAAUAAUAAUAAUAAUAGUAAUAAUAAUGUUGUUGUUGUUAUUAUUAUUAUUAUUAUCAUCUUCAUUAUUAUCAUCAUUAUUUAGAUACAAGAAAAGUAACAACCAUUCCCUCCCAUCGAACAACUCCCCCCCCUUAAACAACCCCCCAGCCCAAGAGUUUGUUCAGCAGCCUCAGCUUUUGUAGCUGGAGUCAGUCUGGGCCCCACCUUCCCAGGCUAGGUACAAAAAAAUCUGCAGGGGUAGGGAACAGGUCUUCCAGGACUCACAGACAAGAUGGCCUCAGGCCUUUUUAGCAGUCUCAGCAUUUGUAGCUUACAACUGUAUCUCUGAUGGUUUGCUCUUCAAACAUUACAGUAAAAAAAUACCUCCUAACAUUUUUCAUAAUCCAAAAAAUCAUCAUAUUUCCCUGUUUCUUUCCUAGUCUAUUAGUAAAUCAGUGAAAUCAUAAAAUUGAAAUCUUCCUUCUAACUGCAAAAUAUGUAACAAAUGACUGUAGCGGUGAUGGGCUUCAGAAACAGCCCUUUCUGUAUUCUGGACAGGCAGACUUGCAGCUGUUUAAAAUAGAGCACCUCUCUCACUUUAGGGAGCUGAAGUCUUAAUUUUCAAAUAUUCUGUAGCAGCAUUUGAAAGGAUAUGGCAUUCUUCAAAAGAGAUUUUUGUUCUUUUGUCAUACAGUUAGCUUUCAUCUCUAGUUUAAAGGUUAGCGAAGGAAAGUGGUGGUUUCUGAAAGGUGACAUUGCCUAUUAUUCCUCAGCACUUCAUGGAGUGUUAACAUUCUCUUUGAAGGAAAUCUUCUAUAUUGAAAACCAGAAGGAGUAUGAGAACAAGAAAGCAGCAAAGAAGAGGAGAAUUCAAGUCCUGGGGAAAAAGAUGAAGAAAGCUAUUAAAGGGCUCAACCUUCAAGAAUAUGAUGAUGCCUCGAGAGAGACUUUUGCUAGUGAUACAAAUGAGGCAUUGGCUUCACUGGAUGAUUUGCAGGAAGGACAUGGAGAAAUGAAACUGGAUCCUGAAGAUGCUAUUGAAAUUGAUCACACUCACGACGUGGAUCUCUUUUAAUGCAUCGGGUACUUGAGAGACCAUGCUUUUUGUGAGAUAUAUUAAACUGCAGUUUUUAUAUUAAGACUACGUCUUGUUUUCAUUAGUGGCGAUGGUUGUAUACUGAAGAGGGCCUUUGUUUUCUAACUUAGUGUCCAUACUUGAGUUUUCAGUUUGAUUUAGAUCAUGAAAAUACUUUGAUCCGCUAUCUCCUUUGUGAUAUAACUCAGCACCUAGUUAGGCUUUGUUCCCUCACCUGUGGGAUAGUUUCUAGGUAAGAGCAAAACUGAGUAUUCUCAUUCCAGAGUAAGGCUCAUGUCUGGCGCCUGCUAACUGCAUAGAAAUGUUUUCUGUAUUAUUUAACUAAAGGUAAUAUGCAACAAAGUGACAUACCACACUUGGACAUUUAAUCUGCCAUGGAAGCAUUUAUAAUAUGGUGUUCAUGGUUGCAGAGUUUGGGAACAUUUUUCUAAUACGGUAUUCCAAAUGCUUGCAAAUUACUGAAAAUGUCUCUUUAGGUGCAGCAUUAAUAAUAGGAAGGAAUGCAGUGCAGAGGUAUUGGGUGUCCUUUGUCUGAAUGUGCAUUACUAUCCACGAGACUGUUUUCUCUAGAAGAUUGUAAGGAAUGUUCUGAUUUAUGUUUUGUUUUAAUGACAAAGUAUCUGGGAUUUUUUUUUCCCUAUCUGAAGCGGUAGAUGCAAAAAUUUGCAGAACUCUUAUCCCAUUUUUGAAUAUUGUGCAGUAAGACAAAUGGACUUACUGCACCACACUUUUAGUUAUGCUGAUGAGUUUUGUGCUAAUGGUGUGAUAUUGUGUCAAAUUACAUGUACUUAAGUACCACUGAAAUCUGUUGGGCGUUGAACACAAUGUAACUGGGUACAGAAUUGCAGCCCCCAGUAGGCCAGACUCAAGAUUCUUGGUUACCAUUUAGGACUACAGUUCUCUUUCUAAAUGCAUAUUUUUGUUUGCUUCAUUAUCUCCGGGGGGGGGGGGGUCUGAGUUGCAAAGUUUAGCUACAUGCAAGUGUUGUGUUGUACACGGCAGUUGUGCACAGUACAAUUUGUCGGGUGAAAAAAAGCCCUUCUGAACUUUUCCAGGCUGACUUUUUGGCUCAUUCUCCUCUGUAUUUUUGUGUUAAUACCCAACAAUUUCACGAAAGGGUUGUUGAGGCUUAGGCUGUGGUCUGCUGAUAGCCUUCAGAGGGUCUAACAGUCUGCUGCAUAUCACCUACGCUGAAAAUUCAUGGCACUAAAUUGCCUUAAAUCUUGACUACACUGACUUAAUUGUUUUGUGAGUUGCUGCUCAAAUAACAAGUAUACCAAUUAUCAAUAGAUCAUUAAAGAUCAACAAGGCUAAAGAUAACCACAGUAACUAAAUUUCUUGGGAUAGAAAUGCUCUUUUCUUAGUAUCUGGUAUCCGAGAUGACCUCACACGCGUAUGGGGUAUUAUGUGAAAGAACCCCAAUUUAUUUUUGUGUUUUCAUUCCAAAAUGUUAAGUUAAAACUGCUGUUCCGGAUGUGGAAACAAUGACAUGUUAUUGCCAGCUAAUAAAGGAUUGCUCUCUCAAACCGUAUUGUAGAGAAUUCAAACUUCACCUAUAAGAUGGUUGUACUGUACUUAAAAGAUAACUAUUGCAUAUACUUCAAGUUGGACAUCCUUUUGCAGUGGUCUUGGUAAUUUUCCAUUUAUUUAUUAAUCGGUAUUUUGCAACUCUAGUCCUUAACAUCCUAGGGACUACAAUCCUCUGUUGUUCUGGGAAUAUGCACAUGAAAGCAGGCUGUUCGCUAGAAAACUAUCUGAAAUGCUGCUCUAAACACCGUUACAGUGUUGGUAAAGUAGGGUUAUUUGCCAAGGCUGUUAAUAGUCUGCAUCCUUAGCAACCUUAUGCUGGGUGUAGGAAGUCUAAAAGAAUCACCCCCACAGCCUGUUUCAUAAUUAAGACUACUUAAUUGGAGUAAAACUAUUUUGCCAUCUGCAGUUGCCAAGAGCACUUUAUUUUUGCUUUAUUUAAUAUUUUAACAUUUAACUGAGGCCGAACAUAUAAAUCCCCGAUUUUUCCAUCACAGUUUAAGAUAAUUUCCUUUAAGGUCAUGGGAUUUAACAGUUAAAAUCUAGCAACACAUUUGCCUGAACCAUAAUGAUAGGCAUGCAAAUAUCCCAUUUUUAAAGACUCUGAGAGGACAAAAGCAGAGUUUCUCAUGUAUGGUUUAAUGUUCAGUUGUAGGAAUUAAAAGAUAGUUUGAUUUUUU